AAGAGAUAGAAGUGGAGAAUAAUUACAGAAUCUGACUAAGUGUGCAAAUUAGUGAAGUACUUCGUCUUGUUUAAUAUCCUUAAUUAAUUAAAAAUUUUUUUUAGAUUAUUGGCCCAAAUAUUUUGUAUGCUAGAUGAGUCUUUUAUAUAUACUAUAGCAUAGGGUUUUAAGUUGACUACUAUGGUUCGAAAAAAAUUUCUGUUUUUUGGGCUGUAAAAUUUACAUGCAUAUUACUAAAAUGGAUGAAAAAUUGUUAAAUGAUUUACUUGAAUGUUCAGUUUGUCUGGAACGCUUGGACACUUCUAGUAAAGUUUUACCAUGCCAACAUACAUUCUGCAAAAAGUGUUUAGAUGAAAUAAUAGCUACACAUAAAGAGCUUCGAUGUCCAGAAUGUCGUACAUUAGUUGAAUGUCGUAUUGACGAGCUUCCUCCUAAUGUUUUGCUUAUGCGAAUAUUAGAAGGUAUGAAAAGUAAGAGUAAUACUAUAUCACCUCCAAAGAAGCCAACUAUUGACAAUUCUGAUGUUAGACCUCAUAAAACGUCUAAACAGAUGCCAUAUCAACGUAAUAUGUUUGCUAGAGCAUUAUAUGAUUAUUCUUCAAAAGAACCUGGGGAUUUAAGCUUCAAAAAAGGGGAUAUGAUUAUACUGCGCCAUAAAGUAGAUUCUAAUUGGUAUCAAGGAGAAGCAAAUGGAGUGAUUGGUAUAUUUCCUUUAUCAUAUGUGCAGGUCUUCCCAACAUCUCUCCCUAGUCAUAUACCACAGUGUAAAGCAUUAUAUGAUUUUAAAAUGAACAAAGAAGAUGAUGAGGGCUGUUUAUCAUUUUCAAAAGGUGAUGUUAUUACUGUUCUGAGACGAAUUGAUCAAAAUUGGGCAGAAGGUAAAAUUAGCAAUAGAAUUGGAAUAUUUCCAUUAUCGUUUGUUGAUUUAAACCAAAUUGCUAGAGCUCUUAUGAAAUUGUCAGUAAAUUCUCAACCUACUCAAAAUCGAACGGCACCGCCUACUCCUGAUGAAACCACCUCAUUAUUAUCUACUGAUAUAUUAAUAGCAAAUCAACCUAGCAAUGUAAAAAAGCAUACUAUUAAUGAAAUAAAAAGUGUGACAACUGUUUCAAAACUUACAAAUGACACUUCAUCAUCAUCAUCUACAACUACAACAUCACCAAAUACUACGCCAUCAGAUACUACAUCUAGUUCCCCUAGCCAAUCUCCUUCCCAUCAUACACCAAUUGAAUCUAUUAGACCAUUAACAACAUCACUUUUAGAACUACCAAAACGACAUAGCUAUACAAAUGGUGAUGGUCCAGUGUCACAAGGCCAUAUAUCACAAAAUAUCAAAAGAUUUUCGGCGGAAAUUCUUUCACAAGAUGACAUUUCUGUACUAUCUGGUCCUAGUUCUAAUAUAGAAGUUCAAUCAAGUUUGAUUACUAACGGGAUGAAGGAUUCUAAACUUCAUCGUCAUGGAAGCCUUAGAAAUCAUUCAAGAUCAAUAGUAUCACAAAAUCAUAGGUCAAAAAUACCUGUUCAUUUACCAGCAAAACACGUUGCAUUAUAUCCAUAUAAACCUCAAAAAGCAGAUGAACUUGAAUUAAAACGUGGACAAUUAUAUAUGGUCACAGAAUGUUGUCAAGAUGGUUGGUAUAAAGGAACAUCAUUAAAAACUAGUUGUUCUGGAGUAUUUCCUGGAAACUAUGUUACUCCUGCAAAAAUAUCUGUGCGAUUAGUAGGCAAUAAAUCUAAUAACAGUUCUACUUCCACUCAAAAUCAAAAAGAGAAUCAUACAGCUCUUAAAGAACUUUCAAGUGAUUGCAAUUUUCAAAGUGAUGUGGAUGAUAAUCUACCUUUGUAUCCACCGCCAGAAUUACCACCUCGUAGUAGUAGUCCAUCUGUUCAUAGCCGUAUUACUAGUUGGUUAUCUGAAAUGCCUACAUCUUCACGUGCUUGUUCUUCAGCUCAACAAAGUUUAAGACCAGUGUAUUCAAAUGAGGGUAUAAAAACUAAAAUUUUAUUGAAAAAUAUUUUGCGUAUUUAUAAUAUGUUAUUAUAUUUAGUUGAUAAAGAAACAGUAAAUUCUGAAAUUGGAAUAGCUGCUAGCACUGCUUCGCCAUCUCAUUUAAUUAAUUCAGACAAUUUAAACCAAAAACGAACAAGAAAAAAAGGUUUUCUUACAAAUUCAGUUAUGCGAAGUUUUUCAAAUAUGAAGAUAAGAAAGUCUCCUCCCCCUAUGUAUUCAAUGGAUAAUCCAGUAUUUGAUGAUAAUAUCACAGUCUCAUCACAAUCUACACAUGCUAGAUCUGACUCAUGUCCAUCAAAAUUAUUGAAUAUAGAUGUUUUACAAAGAACCCAUGAUCAAACGCCAUUAAAAAUCCGAAGUAAUAUUAAUAUUAAGAGUGAAACACAUUCAAAUGGAUCCUCAGUUUUAAUUCAUCAUAGAAAAUCUCAAAGUUUAGAUACAAGUAAUAAUAGUGUUAUAAAAGAUGUUAAGACACAAGACAAAAAAAUGAAACAGACUUCUAGAACCCAAGAAAAUAUGUGUAAGUGUAUAGUAGCUUAUCCUCCAAAUAGUGAAUAUGAACUAGAACUUAGAGUUGGAGAUAUAUUGUAUGUGCAUAAAAUUAGACAAGAUGGAUGGUACAGAGGAACAUUAUUAAGAACUGGAAAAAGUGGUCUAUUUCCAUCAAGCUUUGUUGAAAAAAUUUAAUUUUGUUAUCAUAUAUUUUCAUUUAUUACUAUUUCAAUAAUUUAAAAGUAAGUUUAGGUUACUCUUUUAUACGAAAUAGUACAUCUUCAAAUUAACUUAACCAAAUUUCAUUAUUAUUAAAUUAUAGUUCUCUUUGAAACAAGACAAAAUAUUUAAUAUAACAAUUAAAUUAACUAUAAAUGGGUUAAUUCAAUUAAGUUAUAAGUCAAAUAUUAAUAAUGAUUCUGUAUAUUUAUCUUGUAUUUAUGGAUUAAUUCUAGAUAAUUUAACUGUAAUUUAUGAAUUGUGCAAUUGAAAUAAAUUUAAAUUAAUUGAUUUAUUUUUUUUUUUAAUAAGAUGGAUAGUUAUUUAUAUAUUAUAUUAAUAUCUUAAUAGCUACAAAAUGGUUUUGUCAAUAUUUAAUUUUCAUUUCUAGUAUAACUCAAAGUGGUUUUGAAAGUACUGGAGUGCUUAGUGGUUAUUUUAUAAUUAAAUGAAUGUCUAAAUAUUUGAUGAUAUGGGAAUAUGUCCAAAUAUUUCUAAUAUUCUACAAUUUAAUAUUCAUACUAUUAUAUUUAGGGCUUAUUGAAUAAAAAUAAAUUGAUGUUUGAUUAUUGUUUUGAUUUGUCAACAUAAGAUUUAUCUGAAUUUGAUAACUUAUUUAUUAAAAAAAUAAAAUAAAUUUAAAACAAGCAAAAAAUAAUU
Messenger RNA from Daktulosphaira vitifoliae (grape phylloxera), 3382 nucleotides. It is a transcript of the gene POSH, whose product is annotated as E3 ubiquitin-protein ligase SH3RF1. The record is from RefSeq and is a predicted model, not a curated record. Gene Ontology annotation, cellular component: plasma membrane; vesicle; cytoplasm. The transcript has 16 exons. NCBI's taxonomy places the organism in Eukaryota, Metazoa, Arthropoda, Insecta, Hemiptera, Phylloxeridae. Gene Ontology annotation, molecular function: protein binding. The coding region runs from base 224 to 2698 and encodes 824 amino acids.